CAAUCUGCUAUAUCUGUGAUCUACAAUGAAUGCUAAAUCUGCAAUCAGCAAAGAAAUUUUUGCCCCACAUGAUGAAAGGAUGCUGGGAGCCGUCCAAGUGAAAAGAAGAACAAAAAAAAAGAUUCCUUUCCUAGCUACCGGAGGUCAGGGUGAAUAUUUAACGUACAUCUGCCUGUCAGUGACAAACAAGAAACCAGCUCAAGCGUCUAUUACGAAGGUGAAGCAAUUUGAAGGCUCUACGUCUUUUGUCAGGAGAACGCAGUGGAUGCUCGAGCAGCUUCGCCAGGUCAACGGUAUAGACCCUAAUCGGGAUUCCCCAGAAUUUGAUUUACUGUUUGAAAAUGCUUUUGACCAAUGGGUAGCAAGCACAGCUUCAGAAAAAUGCACAUUCUUUCAGGUUCUACAUAACACUUGUCAGCGAUACCUUACAGACAAGAAGCCAGAAUUUAUUAACUGCCAAUCUAAAAUUAUGGGAGGUAAGUCACUAAUGCAUAUUUUCCGAAACAAACAAACUCCACCAAAGAACAGUUCCUCCCAAGUGGAGCUGAAGAUGAAAGAACUUGAAGGGAUUGUUUACAAGCUUACUUAUCUUAUUGGGCCUUGUUCCUUCCUAAAGGGUAGGAGUGAAGAAAGUGAAAUUCAUGCUGCUCCUGUUUCUGCAGGAAGCAC
Molecule: messenger RNA, 669 nt
Organism: Apaloderma vittatum (bar-tailed trogon)
Lineage: Eukaryota; Metazoa; Chordata; Aves; Trogoniformes; Trogonidae
Gene: STXBP6
Product: syntaxin binding protein 6 (amisyn)
Exons: 4
Biological process (GO): exocytosis; Golgi to plasma membrane transport
Cellular component (GO): plasma membrane; exocyst
Molecular function (GO): phosphatidylinositol-4,5-bisphosphate binding
Source: RefSeq, a predicted model, not a curated record